AUGGCAGAGGAGAGCCUGGAGACAGAUAACCCCAGAUCCUCCAUGCCGGCUGAGCUCCAUCAUCCCCACUCUAAGUUCUCUCAGUGGAAGUUUAAACUGUUUAGGGUGAAGUCCAUGGAGAAGGCACCACUGCCCAGUGAGACACAGCCUGAGAAAGGAGCCUUGUUAGGGAUCCCACCUCCCGCAGCUCUCAAUAUAGAGUUAGAUAAUGGUGCUAAUCCAGGGAGUGUUAUGAAAUUGUGCCUAGGGGGAAAAAGCAAGGAAAAUGUGGAGAGCCCGAGCCGGAGGGUAGAUGUGAAGCUACAGGAAAUGGACACCCAUAUGAACCAUCUCAGGUGCUUCUGCCGUCUCUGUGGAAUGGCCUUGAGAAAAGUCAAAGGACCAGUGCACGAUGUUCAUGGGGAUCUGGAUGAAGUAAGCAAAGGUGCCCUCCGUAGAAUGGGCUGCAAGUUUGCACGCUGGGCAGAGGUCAUCCUAAAAGUCUUCAAAGUGGAUGUGACAGAGGACACAGAAUCUGUCCACCCCCUUUCCUUCUGCCAUCGCUGCUGGAUGGCUGCCAUACGAGGAGGGGGCGUCUGCAGCUUCUCCAAAACAAGAGUCCCUGAGUGGAGACCCCACUCUUCCCUCUGCCACCUUUGCUACCCCAGAAAACCUUCAUUCCAGCGAACUAGGAGGAAGAGGAGGAAAGCUAUUCCAAGAGCCCAGAGCCUGGCAAAAAGGACCAGAUGGGACCAUAGUGACAGCAUUUCAGUUGGUGAGAGGAGGGUUCUGAGACCAUUUGGAGACCGUCAUCAUGGUCCUGUGCUCAGGGCCUGGAGGAAACCCAGCACCCAGAGAGAGCAGUGGGUGAAGAACAUCACCCACUGCCAGAAAGACCACCUGAGUGUCAAUCAGAUUUCUGAGAAGCUCCCUGUAGAUUUCCUCUUUUCUUUCACCUGCCUGGUGUGUGACCACCUGCUCUCUGAUCCAGUCCAGUCCCCCUGUGGGCACCUCUUCUGCCGCAGCUGUAUAAUAAAAUAUAACUACGUUCUGGGACCUCACUGCCCGGCCUGCAACUUGCGCUGUACCCCUGAUAAUCUCACCUCGCCUGCCAAAGCCUUCUUAUCAGCCCUACAAUCCCUGCCUCUGCUCUGCCCCAAAACUGGCUGUGGCAAGCAGGUAAGGCUAGAUUUAUUUAAAGCUCACAGUGCAGACCAUGACCUGGAUGAACAGGAUGCAAACAAGCAGUCAUCAGAACUUGACAGCUACCUGCUAACCAAUAAAGGAGGAAGACCCCGUCAGCAUUUGCUAUCCCUAACACGUCGUGCCCAGAAGCAUCGGCUGAGGGAUCUGAAGAACCAGGUGAAGGUGUUUGCAGACAAAGAGGAAGGUGGCGACCUGAAGUCUGUGUGUCAAACUCUGUUCCUACUUGCGCUAAGAUCUGCGAAUGAACACCGGCAGGCAGAUGAACUAGAGGCCCUGAUGCAAGGCAGAGGCUUUGGGUUGCGUCCUGCUGUGUGCUUGGCCAUUCGGGUGAACACUUUCCUGAGCUGCAGCCAGUAUCACAAGAUGUACCGGACUGUCAAAGCCACCAGUGGCCGCCAGAUUUUUCAGCCCCUGCACACCCUGCGAGCUGCAGAGAAGGAGCUUCUCCCUGGCUUUCACCAGUUUGAAUGGCAGCCAGCUCUCAAGAAUGUGUCUACAUCUUGCAAUGUUGGCAUUAUUAAUGGGCUCUCUGGAUGGGCUUCCUCAGUGGAUGAGUCCCCAGCUGACACCAUCACUCGGCGGUUUCGCUAUGAUGUGGCACUGGUGUCAGCAUUAAAGGAUCUGGAGGAGGACAUCAUGGAGGGGCUGAGAGAGAGUGGGAUGGAAGACAGCGCUUGCACCUCAGGCUUCAGUGUCAUGAUCAAGGAAUCUUGUGAUGGCAUGGGAGAUGUCAGCGAGAAGCAUGGUGGAGGACCAGUUGUUCCUGAAAAGGCUGUACGUUUCUCUUUCACUGUUAUGUCUGUCUCUGUCCUGGCAGACGAUGAGGAGGAAGAGGUUACCAUCUUCACGGAGCCAAAGCCAAACUCAGAACUGUCCUGUAAGCCCCUUUGCCUGAUGUUUGUGGAUGAGUCAGACCAUGAGACACUCACAUCCGUCCUGUGGCCUAUAGUUGCAGAGCGUAAUUCCAUGAAAGAGAGCAGGCUCAUCCUAUCUAUGGGUGGACUACCUCGCUCCUUCCGCUUCCACUUCAGAGGCACGGGAUAUGAUGAAAAGAUGGUGCGUGAGAUGGAGGGCCUUGAAGCAUCAGGGUCCACCCAUAUCUGCACUCUUUGUGACUCCAGCCGGGCAGAGGCAUCUCAAAACAUGGUUCUACACUCCAUCACCCGCAAUCAUGAAGAGAACCUAGAACGUUAUGAAAUUUGGAGAACCAACCCCUAUUCUGAGUCUGUGGAUGAGCUGCGAGACAGAGUCAAAGGGGUCUCUGCCAAGCCCUUCAUGGAGACUCAUCCCACGCUGGAUGCAUUACACUGUGACAUAGGCAAUGCCACUGAGUUCUACAAAAUCUUCCAAGAUGAGAUCGGGGAGGUGUUCAAAAAGGUCAACCCCACCCGGGAGGAACGGCGCAGCUGGAGGGCAGCCCUAGAUAAACAACUGAGGAAGAAGAUGAAGCUUAAACCGGUAAUGAGGAUGAAUGGGAACUAUGCCCGCAGGCUAAUGACCCUGGAGGCUGUGGAGGUGGUGUGUGAGCUGGUGCCCACAGAGGAGAGGAGGGAGGCCCUGAGGGAGCUUUUAAGGCUCUACCUACAGAUGAAGCCUGUGUGGCGUGCCACCUGCCCAGCCAAGGAGUGCCCUGACCAGCUGUGCCGCUACAGCUUUAACUCCCAGCGCUUCGCCGACCUCCUCUCCUCUACUUUCAAAUAUAGGUACAAUGGAAAGAUAACCAAUUACCUGCACAAGACCCUGGCCCAUGUGCCUGAAAUCAUAGAGAGAGAUGGAUCCAUAGGAGCAUGGGCCAGCGAGGGGAACGAGUCGGCAAACAAACUGUUCAGGCGUUUCCGGAAGAUGAAUGCUCGUCAGUCAAAGGUUUUUGAGCUAGAGGACGUGUUGAAACAUCACUGGCUCUACACCUCCAAGUACUUGCAGAAGUUUAUGGAAGCUCACAAAGACUCUGCCAAAGCUCUGCAAGCUAGCAUUGACCCAGUAGAGAGCCUGGAAGAUGAGGACAUGUCUCUGGAAGUUGUUGAUUUUUGA
This is a messenger RNA of Morone saxatilis (striped sea-bass), 3216 nucleotides long. It is a transcript of the gene rag1, whose product is annotated as recombination activating 1. NCBI's taxonomy places the organism in Eukaryota, Metazoa, Chordata, Actinopteri, Moronidae. Gene Ontology annotation, molecular function: ubiquitin protein ligase activity; sequence-specific DNA binding; metal ion binding. The transcript is spliced from 3 exons. Gene Ontology annotation, biological process: adaptive immune response; pre-B cell allelic exclusion; V(D)J recombination. Gene Ontology annotation, cellular component: endodeoxyribonuclease complex; DNA recombinase complex; nucleus. The coding region runs from base 1 to 3216 and encodes 1071 amino acids. The record is from RefSeq and is a predicted model, not a curated record.